Molecule: messenger RNA, 3832 nt
Organism: Coturnix japonica (Japanese quail)
Lineage: Eukaryota; Metazoa; Chordata; Aves; Galliformes; Phasianidae
Source: RefSeq, a predicted model, not a curated record
GCGCUGCGAAUCACAGCUGCACAACGAGCUCUGGAGGCGGCAGCUACAUCGGAGCGCUGGGUUUGUCCCGUCCCCCCUCUCCUCCUUUUUUUUUUUUUUUUUUUUUUUCCUCCCCUCCCUUCCUCCUUCCCCUCCUUCCUCCCCCUUUUCCCUCCCCUUCCCUUUGCGCGGCGAGAGCCAGAGAAAACUCCCGUGCAAAGCCCGGUCGCUGCCGCACAGCCGGUGCGCUCCCGGAGCGGAAAGUUGCGGCACGCUCCGGCGCUCCGCUACCGCGGGGAGAAGGCUCAGGACUUACAAAACCCACCCGGAGGCGCGGGCUUAGACCUUCUGCACCGUUCUUCUCGCUUCCCGCACGGCCCCGAAGGCAGCAUCUUUGUUUUGUUUUGCUUUUGACCUCCUGCCGCUGCUCCUUUCUCCUCUCCGUGGGCGUCUGAGUGCCCGGAGCCGCCGGCGGUGCGCUGCCAGCGCUGAUACCCAAAGCCGGGAGGCGUCGGGCGGCCCCGGGAGCCGGCUCGUCCCUGGCUUUGUUGCCGCGGUCCGAAGAAGCCCCAGAAGCCGGGAGAAGGAGGAGGCGGCGGUGGUGGAGGGGGGAGCAGAGGAAAGGAAGCGAGAGGCGAAGCGGAGGCAAAGUUUCUUUGGAAUAAGGAGAGCGGCCAGCCCUCUGCCAGGCUGCGCGCUGGGGCCAGGUCUCCAGCCCCCUCCGCCCGGAGAGGAGCCCGCAAGACAGCGAUGGCCGGAGAGCUGAGCAUCGGAGCUGAGCUGCCCACCAGCCCCCUGGCCAUGGAGUACGUCAACGACUUCGACCUGAUGAAGUUCGACGUGAAGAAGGAGCCCCUGGGUAGGAACGACCGCUCGGGCAGGCACUGCACCCGCCUGCAGCCUGCCGGCUCCGUGUCCUCCACCCCCAUCAGCACCCCCUGCAGCUCCGUGCCCUCCUCGCCCAGCUUCAGCCCCACCGAACAGAAGACCCACUUGGAGGACCUGUACUGGAUGGCCAACAGCUACCAGCAGAUGAACCCUGAGGCGCUGAACCUCACCCCGGAGGAUGCCGUCGAAGCCCUCAUCGGCUCCCACCAAGUGUCCCAGCAGCUGCAAGGCUUCGAGAGUUUCCGGGCCCAUCACCACCACCAUCACCACCACCAGCACCACCACCAUCAAUACCCCGCCGUCACCCACGAAGACCUGGCGGGCAGCGGGCACCCUCAUCACCACCACCACCACCACCAUCAGGCCUCUCCCACCCCUUCCACUUCAUCCAGCUCCUCUCAGCAGCUCCAGACCUCACACCAGCAGCAUCCCCCCUCCAGCAGCGUGGAGGACCGGUUCUCGGAUGACCAGCUGGUCUCCAUGUCCGUGAGGGAGCUCAACCGGCAGCUGCGGGGCGUCAGCAAGGAAGAGGUGAUCCGCCUCAAGCAGAAGAGGAGGACCUUGAAGAACAGGGGCUACGCUCAGUCCUGCAGGUAUAAACGCGUCCAGCAGAAGCACCACCUGGAGAAUGAAAAGACCCAGCUCAUUCAGCAGGUGGAACAACUCAAGCAAGAAGUGACCCGGCUGGCCAGAGAGCGAGACGCCUACAAGCUCAAGUGUGAGAAACUUGCAAGCAAUGGCUUCAGAGAGGCCGGCUCCACCAGUGACAACCCGUCUUCCCCCGAGUUCUUCAUGUGAGUGCUUAAUAAAAGUAAUUAAAAAAGAAAAAAAAAAAACAAAAAAACAACAAAAAAACAAUAUUAAAAAAAAAAGCCCAACAAGAAAAAGAACCCACCCGACCCCUGACCCCCAUCAUUCCCACCCCUCACCCCCUCUUGCUCCCAUCCUCCUCUGACAUCUUCAUCAUCUGUCUGCUUGACUAGAGAGAAAGAAGGAGACGAACUUAGAGACUUGAUUUUUGUUUUUGCAGCAUCCAGUCUUCUAGAUUAGCUGUGGGAAAAGUAGGCUGGGGGUGGGGAUGGGAGAGGUAAAGUGCAACUUUUUGACUUCGGUUUGCGAGUUAGAGAGAGGGACAGAGGAACGGGAGAAAAGGACAAGUGAAGCAUUUUAUAGAUCGCUUGCUUGCAGAACGAGAUGGACUUUAAGAGAAUAAGGACAGAAAAAGACAAUGAACGAGCCUAUCUAUGAGCUACUGCCUGCUCGGGAGGAGAGAGGACACACACAGCACCAUCUCAUGCACAAUUUACCCACUUGGGAAAAAAAAAGUGAAUAAUCAGAAAGGACAAUAUAUGCAAACUCUUCAUAUAUUGCCUGCUUAGAGAAGAAAGAAAAAGUUACAGGACUCAGAUGGGACAUUCAAUCUAAGAGAGGAAAGAAAGAAAGAAAGAAAGAAAGGAGAAAAAGAUAAACUCAUCAGUUUUAUUGCCUGCUUGAUUAUAUAGAAAAAAAUACGAAAAUCUGCAUUAAAAAUAUUAAUCCUGCAUGCUGGACAUGUAUGGUAAUAAUUUCUAUUUUGUACCAUUUUCUUGUUUAACUUUAGCAUGUUGAUCAUCGAUCAUAGAUUUCUGUUGUUUUGUUUCAUUGGUAAGGAAAAGCAUCGCGAGUUACCCCAAGUUUUUACUGCUUGUGCAGUUUUUGUUGGUUGGUUUUUUGCUCUCUUUAUUGUUUUUUUAUUUCUUUUAUGGUCGUCGGCUUGUAAAUAUCUGCUACUUCAAACCGCACAGGAAGAGAAAACAGAACAUAAAGCAAAGUAACAUUUCAGCAGGCUGGUUGUACGGUUUGGUUGGUAUUAAAGAGAUACUUAAGGGGGGAGGGGGGGGAAGGAAAAGUUAUGGGCAUUUUGCAUUCGGAAAAAGAGAAGGGGGGAAAAAAGGCAACUUUGUAUAUCUGGUGCACUUUUAAGUUGUGUGGUUUUUGGUUGUUUUUUGUUUUUUUUUUUUGGUUGUUUUUUUUUCUUUUGUUUUUUAGUUUUCAUUUUGGUUGUUGUUUGUUGGGGCAGAAGAAAGGAAAAAUAACAAAACGCGAAACCAAAACGUUUGGAUGGCAUUGACAAACCCAGACUGAAUGGUGAAUGGAGAGGGGGGUGGUUGGGAGGGGGUGAAGGCGGCUCCGCUCCUCUCCGCUCCGCACCGCGCACUCAGGGCGGCCCGGCCCCGCUGUUCCCGGCAGGAGGAGCCGCGAUGCUCCGCUCUGCGGGCGCUCCCUGGCGCUGUCAAGCUGGGUUUCCCAAUGCUUCGAACGGUAACGCUUCCUCCGAGGAGGCGACGCCGCCGCUUUGAAAGCGUUAUUCUUUUGUAAUCUGCUUCUCCGCUUCCCUAUGCAGCGAGUGAAAGUUUUUAGCCGAAAUUAAUUUGCAGUUUGUAUAGUAGCGGUAGUUUGGAGUCUUAUGGGUGUUUUUGAUGACUUUUUUUUUGUUUUGUUGUUUUUUUUCCUCCUGCAGGUCAGUAAAAGGAUUUACGUUGCACUGACAAAAAAAUAUACCAAAAUGAAAACUUAUUUUUUAGUUUCCUUUUAGGAUAGCUGGCACUGCUGGCCGGAUGCAUUUUAAGUUUGUAUUAGUUUCUAAAUUAACAGUAAUAACAAGAUUGUAAUGAACAGCAUGGUGCUUGCAGUUUUAAAUAUUGUGGAUAUUAGUCACGCAUCAGAAAACGAUCUUUGGUUUUUACUGAUUCAACUGUGUUGAAAUCAAGACAUUGCAGCAGCGGAGAUAAGAAAAAUAAUAAUGGUUUUUAUUUCAUGUAAAGUUCAGAAGGGAUCAAUUUCAAAUCCUGCUUACGAUAUGAAAAACAAAAAAAAAUAUUAAAAAAAACCAACCUGGUCUAUUGUAGUUUUAUUCAGACUGGUUUCUGUUUUUUGGUUAUUAAAAUUGUUUCCUAUUUUGCUUAUUAAAAUCAUUGAAAUGGCA